Messenger RNA from Ophidiomyces ophidiicola, 966 nucleotides. It is a transcript of the gene DCN1, whose product is annotated as Scaffold-type E3 ligase. The transcript has 5 exons. Gene Ontology annotation, biological process: protein neddylation; positive regulation of ubiquitin-protein transferase activity. Gene Ontology annotation, molecular function: ubiquitin-like protein binding; ubiquitin conjugating enzyme binding; cullin family protein binding. The record is from RefSeq and is a predicted model, not a curated record. Gene Ontology annotation, cellular component: ubiquitin ligase complex. The coding region runs from base 1 to 966 and encodes 321 amino acids. Lineage: Eukaryota; Fungi; Ascomycota; Eurotiomycetes; Onygenales; Onygenaceae.
AUGCCUACAUAUACCUCAAACCAAAAACAGCUCAUAUCACAAUUUGUCGCAUGCGCAAGCGUUAAGGAUAGCAUUGCUGCUAAGUACCUCAAGAACAAUGGAUGGGUCAUUAAUAAGGCAAUGGAUGAGUACAGCACCCUUUCAUAUGCUUCUACUAUUUGGUCCCGCAUGGCUAUGUUUUUACAAUCCAGUCAAGUAGCCCUGCUGUCUAAUUAUGCUUUUUCUUUUGAACUUCUACCUUGUUCUGUGUUCAAUACCCCUAAGCCGUCGUUUUGCUACUUUCAAAGUCAUCCUACAGCGUCGAAAGCCACAGAAAACACAUUAAGCAAGCUAUUUGACCGCUAUCGAGAUUCACCAACAGAUAACCCUGAUGGGAUAGGCAUCGAUGGGGCAAUGAAAUACCUCGCUGAUAUAAAGGUGAACUUGGAUGAAGUUGCCUGUUUGGCAAUAUCAGAGCUCCUUCGCUCCCCAUCAAUGGGUGAAUUUACUCGCCAGGGCUUCAUUGACGGCUGGAAAGAUUUAGGUGCCGAUACCCUGAAAGAUCAAGCAUUAUUUGCUUCUAGUCUCCGAAAACAGAUCCCCACCGACCCAGUUCUGUUCCGGCGGGUGUAUCGUUACACAUUCAUUCUUUGCCGUUUACCUGGACAGCGCCAUCUCACACUGGACAUUGCUGCUGAGCAAUGGCGCAUCUUCUUCACACCCGACAAUGGUGGCAUUUCUUGGAGCACACAAAAAACACCCUGGCUAGACUGGUGGAUUGAGUUCGUGGAAGAGUCUUGGAAACGGCCGAUCAACAAGGAUUUAUGGGAGCAAACGGAAGUGUUGAUGCGAAAAACCGCUGAGGAUCCGAGUUUGCGAUGGUGGUCUCCCGACGGGGCGUGGCCUGGCGCUGUUGAUGAUUUCGUGCUGCUUGCAAAAAAGCGACUAGGGAACAGCGCGUCGAGUGAUACAAUGAAAGUAGAAUGA